Rubroshorea leprosula is the source of this 655-nucleotide messenger RNA. NCBI's taxonomy places the organism in Eukaryota, Viridiplantae, Streptophyta, Magnoliopsida, Malvales, Dipterocarpaceae. The record is from the annotation of a GenBank genome assembly.
AAAAAAGGGUAGACCCAUGAAUUCUUUAUGAUAUCUACCCAUUAUUCCACGCUUACAGAGGCUGUACAUGUCUCGUAAAAUCGCUGAGCAUAUGACAUGGCACCUUAAAUGUCGUGUUGACUCGGAGAUCCUCAUUCAUCCUACUCAGUCUACUGCUUGGAAGCACUUUGAUGCCGUUCAUCCUUCAUUUGCAUCCAAUCCGCAAAAUGUCCAUCUUGGUCUUGCAACAGAUGGGUUUAACACGUGGGGUCAUUCUUCGAGGUCAUAUUCCUGUUGGCCUGUUUUCAUUGUUGUUUACAAUCUUCCUCUUGAGAUGUGCAUGCGACCUGAGUUUACUUUCCUUACACUUGUUAUUUCUGGACCAAAAAGUCCAAGAAAAAACAUUGAUGUUUUCCUUCGUCCACUUAUUGAUGACCUGAAAUGGUCAUGGUCAUCGGGGGUAGAAACAUUUGACAGCUUUCGUAAAUAGAACUUCACAAUGAGAGCCAUGCUUAUGUAGACCAUAACGGAUUUCCCCCGUUAUGGUAUGGUUUCUAGAUGGAGCACACAUGUUCAUCUGUCUUGUCCAUAUUGCAUGGAAAUGACUCGUGCUUUUUACUUGCAAAAUGGUCGCAAGAUCUGCUUCUUUGACUGUCAUCGGCAGUUUCUUCCUGCA